GACCGAGAAUUAAUAUCCGAUUAAAUUUUUCAUAUGAUCUGUAAUAUAUCAAGAUAGGAAGAUGGCAACUCAACCAGCAGAGAAUAAUUUGGUCUCAGAUGUAAAAUCACCAUUUGUUGAAAGUGGCUCUUGCUCUGACGAGAUAGUUUUGAUGUUUGAUGACAGGAGUGAACUAUUUGUGUCGCAAAACUUCCUCAGCUAUGCAUCGCCUGUGUUUGAGGCAAUGUUUCAAAAAGGUUUUAAGGAGAUUGAGGAAAGGGUUGUAAGACUUAGAGGCAAGGAUAGUGAAGAGAUGCUGGAAUUAUUGAAAUGUUUACACCCGUCUAUCCUGACACCAGUUGACCGAACAAAUGCCUUACGUUUGCUGGCAUUAGCCGAUGAAUACCAGAUGUCUGUUAUUAAAGAAAGAUGUGAAAAAGUACUUUUUGACUGGCUUCAAACGGAGAGAGGUGCAGUCUCUAACUCAAGCGGAGUGUCGUCUUCAAGACGUUAUCAAAGAGCCGAGGUGUGUCUAAAGAUACUAACUCUAGCAAUCAUGGUAAAUCACGAUAGUUUAUUGAAAGCUGCAAAAUCUGUUCUCUCCGUAUGCCGAUUAUAAGGCAUUUACCGGCGUUUACUUUACGUCGGGUUACGAAAAAGCGGGCGAGGACCCUGUAAAGUAUAGAGAAAACUGUGCAAAGUUAUUCGCUGAACUUCCUGAUGAUAUGAAAAUAUCGAUUCUUACGAACAGACUACAAAUGUUCGACAAAGUUAAUUGAACUAGCAAGUACAUUAAGCAUUGAUUUGCUAUAAUUAGCAAAUUGUAACUGAAUUACUAGAAAUAUAUAUAUUAUAUUAAUUUUAUAUUGAAUUAUUCUUACAGAAUUUUGAAACCAGUAGGUAUCAGGGAUGUUCGACGUAUUUUAUCGAUCCUGAACAGACUAAAUAAACCUUCCAUCAUUUUCUUUGUGUGUGCUUUACUCUUCUCACUUUUCCAGAACAUUUAAUUUAUAAUUAUGUAGCUUCAUGCAGUAUAACAGUCAUGUUGCCUUAAGGCAAAAUAUGAAA
Ruditapes philippinarum (Manila clam) is the source of this 1047-nucleotide messenger RNA. RefSeq names its product BTB and MATH domain-containing protein 38-like. The transcript has 2 exons. The coding region runs from base 62 to 598 and encodes 178 amino acids. Lineage: Eukaryota; Metazoa; Mollusca; Bivalvia; Venerida; Veneridae. The record is from RefSeq and is a predicted model, not a curated record. Gene Ontology annotation, molecular function: protein binding.